AUGUGCGUUGAGUCCGCCACCGCCAUCGCACGACUUCUUCACCUCUAUGAAAAACAUUACACCUUCCGUCGCAUGAACAACCAGGUUGUGGCCAUGAUAUUCAGUGCAGCUCUGAUGCUUCUUUACGUGACUAUUUCCAAUUCGUCCCCGUCAAGCAGAAACAGUGGCGACAGUAGCAGCAGCAACGCGGGAAUGGUCGCAUAUCUCAACCUUUGCUUCCGGGCCCUAGACGAACUGGGCCAGUCUUUCGAAAACGCCAAACGCACGCGCGACUUCCUUGUCAGUCUUCAGAGAAGAUGGCAAGCGCACAUGCGUCGUUCCGGUGCCAAGCGACAAGUCAGCCGGCAACCAUCUUCGCAGCAGCUGGCAGGCAGCAGCUCAGAAGCGAAUACUUCCCGAAAAAAGACCCGAAUCGCCGCGCCAAGAGAGCAUGUCUCAUAUCCAUUCCCGAUGCCGGUGAACUCGUUACAAGCCCCUGGUCCGUUACUACCGAACCAAACCGAUCCUCUUCGCGCCGCAGCACCGCUAGAUCCCAGCCGGCAGCCGGGUGCUUGCCAACCGGGCGAAUUCGACUGGAUCCGGAAUUCUGAUCUGCAGCUGCUCUCGGGUGCUUUGGACAAUCCCGGACUCGGUCAGUUGGGAGGUGCCAAUGCGUUUGGCGACGACCCUACAAUGCCCAGUUUAUCGGAUAUCGAGCCUUGGUGGGAUUCUCCACCUGGGAACGGGCUUGGAAAUGGCUCUUUAUAA
Aspergillus melleus is the source of this 747-nucleotide messenger RNA. Its product is annotated as fungal specific transcription factor domain-containing protein. Bases 1 to 747 code for a protein of 248 amino acids. The transcript has a single exon. The record is from RefSeq and is a predicted model, not a curated record. Lineage: Eukaryota; Fungi; Ascomycota; Eurotiomycetes; Eurotiales; Aspergillaceae.